Trematosphaeria pertusa is the source of this 799-nucleotide messenger RNA. RefSeq lists its product as uncharacterized. The transcript is spliced from 5 exons. The record is from RefSeq and is a predicted model, not a curated record. Bases 1 to 789 code for a protein of 262 amino acids. NCBI's taxonomy places the organism in Eukaryota, Fungi, Ascomycota, Dothideomycetes, Pleosporales, Trematosphaeriaceae.
AUGGGCGGGGUUGCUUCAGUCCCGACCGACCGGAGCAGGACGCUCAAGGUAAUCGGCGCAGGAUACUCGAGGACCGGAACGGUGUCAAUGGCAAUGGCACUAGAGAAGAUACUCGAGGGACCCGUGAUGCACGGCGGUACACAGCUCUUUGGUCGAGAAGACGCUAAGCCAUCCCUCGCAGCCUACGUUAAGCUCUGGUCGCAAGUCUUCGCCGCCCGCCACGACAAACCACGCCUGCUCAAGCUCCUCCGCGAAGCGACUGCGGGCUUCGUAGCAAUCACCGAUGCGCCUGGAAAUUGCUUCGUCGAAGAGCUGCUGGAGCUGUAUCCAGACGCCGAAGUCGUAUGCGUGCGACGCGAUCCGGAGAAAUGGUGGAAGAGCUGGUCCUCUGUGAGCAUGCAGGCGGAGCCGGGUUGGCUUGCUUGGUUCCUUGCACCGGUACCGGGGAAGAGAUGGUUUCCGCGGAUAGUGGUGCAGUUUAUGGAACAGCAGGAGGAGAGAUUUGGUCCUAUGAACCCGAGACGGAUGGAAGAGCAUAACGAGUAUGUCAAGGCAGUCACGCCGCCCGAGAAGUUUCAUAUGAUGGAGCUGAAGGAGGGAUGGGCACCAUUGUGUAAGAUCUUGGGGACGCCAGUGCCAGAUGAGCCCUUUCCAAGAUUAAACGACGCCGAUGCAGUAAAGGGAACAGUGAGCCAGAUUUUCAUCCAAGCGGGAACAAUUUGGGCGAGUAUCUUAGCAGUAGCCGGAGCCUUAGGGUAUGGCGCUUGGUGGCUGGGGAAGAUGGCCUAGGCGUAGAUGC